GCCCCGCGCACGGCCCGGGCGGGCGGCGGAGGAGCCCCCGCGGGAAGCGUCUCCCCCGCCCGAUGUGGCGCAGGUCGGUGCCGAGCCGCGGGCAGGGAUUAGAGGAUGGUUCAUGAAGCUGCGCGCCGGCUCGCCGAGCGAAGGGGCCGUGCCGGGGCUCGCCCCGCCGCCCGCCCGAGCGGAGCGAGGGGUUAGUGCGGGGAGCCGCGGGGAUGGAGGGCCCGGGCGGGGCCGACUGGCGCCUGGCGCUCUGGACGCUGUUCUCCGUGCUGCUGCCCGUGCUCAUCACCGCCUGGUGCAGCUUCCAGCGGUCGCGGCGGCAGCUGCUGAUACGGGACAUCUUCCGCAAGAGCAAGCACGACUGGCACUACACGGACCUGUUCGGGCAGCCCUCGUACUGCUGCGUGUGCGCCCAGCACAUGCUGCGCGGAGCCUUCUGCGGCUGCUGCGGGCUGCGCGCCAGCGAGCGCUGCCUCAAGAAGGCGGACCAGCGCUUCCUCUGCAAGGAGAUCAUGACAAGAGGCGCCGGGGCAGCCCAAAGCUCCAUCCCACACCACUGGGUCAGGGGCAACGUCCCCCUCUGCAGCUGCUGCGUGGUGUGCAAGCAGCAGUGCGGCACCCAGCCCAAACUCUGCGACUACAGAUGUGCAUGGUGUCAGUACACUGUGCAUGAUGAAUGCAUGGUGGAUUGUUUAAAGACUGAGGAGUGUACAUUUGGAGAAUUCAAAGACUUAAUUAUCCCACCCUACUAUUUGUCUACAAUCAACCAGAUGCGAAAAGAAAAAAAAACCAGUUAUGAAAAGGUGGUACCUUACUGCAGAAAACACUGGAUGCCAGUGAUCAUACUGGCAAAUACUCGCAGUGGGAACAACAUGGGUGAAACUUUACUUGGAGAAUUUAAAAUGCUGCUGAACCCCGUUCAGGUUUUUGAUCUGAGCAAAAUUGCACCUGCUAAAGCCCUCCAGCUCUGUACCUUGCUGCCUUGCAACGCUGUCAGGGUUCUUGUUUGUGGUGGGGAUGGCACAGUGGGCUGGGUCCUGGAUGCCAUCGAUGAAAUGAAGAUAAAGGGGCAAGAACGAUAUAUCCCACAAGUUGCAAUUUUACCUCUGGGAACAGGGAAUGACCUGUCCAACACACUGGGCUGGGGGGCAGGUUAUGCUGGAGAAGUCCCUGUGGAACAGAUCUUACGGAAUGUCAUGGAGGCAGAUGGAAUCAAACUAGACAGAUGGAAGGUUCAAGUAACAAACAAAGGAUACUACAACUUAAGGAAACCAAAGGUAUUCACAAUGAACAACUACUUUUCUAUAGGACCUGAUGCUCUCAUGGCUUUAAAUUUCCAUGCUCAUCGUGAGAAGACUCCCUCUCUGUUUUCCAGCAGAAUUAUCAAUAAGGCUGUUUAUUUUUUUUAUGGAACCAAAGACUGCUUAGUACAAGAAUGUAAAGACCUUAACAAAAAGGUUGAGCUAGAGUUGGAUGGUGAGAGGAUCGAGCUGCCCAAUUUGGAAGGCAUCAUUGUGCUGAAUAUUGGAUACUGGGGAGGUGGCUGCAGGCUCUGGGAAGGAAUGGGAGAUGAACCUUACCCCUUGGCAAGACAUGAUGAUGGACUUCUGGAAGUUGUUGGUGUUCAUGGUUCUUUCCACUGUGCCCAGAUCCAGGUUAAACUGGCCAACCCUGUUCGCCUGGGGCAGGCACACACAGUGAGGCUGAUCCUGAAGAGCUCGAAGAUGCCGAUGCAGGUGGAUGGAGAGCCCUGGGCCCAGGGGCCCUGCACAGUCACCAUCACCCACAAGACUCACGCUCUGAUGUUGUACCACUCGGGGGAACAGACGGAUGAUGACGCUUCCAGCCUGUCUGAGUAGGACCCCGGGACAGAGCAGAUGGAUGAGGACAGGUAGAUUUCAUGGAAUUCAACGUGAGACAGCGAGGAACUUCAGCUCGUUAAAACACACCUGAUCUAGAGUGAGGUUUAUGUCGUAAAGUUCAUACUUGUGAAUGAACUAGAGCUGAGGAAAAAGCCAUGCUUUGACACUUCUGAAAACUUUCACAGCUGAAUUACCACAACUGAUUUGCCUUUUACAUUGGUGAUGAUGCCCUCCAGCCUUUCUAGCAGGAGUGAGUUACUCUAACCACUCAAAAAGGACAGAUGCUGCAGCCCUUCCUUGCUGUGGAAUCAGACCUUCUGCACAUACACAGCACAGUAUGUGGAUGUUUCUUACCCUUGGAAAGGGGAACAGCUGGGAGUCUGACCUGCUGCCACCUGCCCUCUUUCUGAGAACAGAAAACCAGACCAAGUAGGAUGUGGGCUGAUUUCCUGACAGCAACCUGCUCCUGACUGCCACCUCUGCUUGGGAGCAAGAGAAAUAACUGUUUGUACAGUGCAUUUCUGGUUGUUCUCUGAGAGAGUGGAACAUCUGGGAGCUCUUGGGAAGGUGGUCAGCAAGAAGAAGAUGCUUUUGGACCAAAGGUUUCUGGAAAUGUUCUGUCAGUGAAUGACCUUUUUCAGUGGCUUUUUAAGCCAUAAAGUACCCCUGGCAUCCUGAGUAUCCAAGAUACAACUCAGAGUAAUUGUACCAUGACUUGCACUGAAUGAUCCUGUAACUUGACUCUGCUUCAGUUCAGUGAGAGACUAAUGCUAGUUUUUGUAAAUAACAGCAUCACAGUUCUUGGGGAGGCUUUUUGGAGGCAAACUUGGACAAGGAGCAGCCUUUUUUGGCUGUUCAGAGGGAAAAGUUUUGAAGAAAUAAUGAUGAUUGACAAAUGUGGGGUAUUUUUUAAAGACUUGUUAAAGUUCUUGGCUUGUAAUUACCUGAGAAUGCUCAGUAGUAAAUCAGUCUGUUAGCUGUGUCCGUUUGAAGUGUGGAGGUUGAGAGCUGAGUUUGCAGAGGUUGGCAGGUUCUUGCAUUCCUGUGUAUUAAUUGGAUUGUGAAAAAAGCAUGAAAGCAUUUGUUUUCUGACUGGCUCUUAGGGAGUCAAAGACACCUUAUUGGUACCUACAAUUCCCUUAUAAAUAUAAGGUGAGAAAAAGAUGAAUGGUUGAAGGUUCAGAACACGUAAACAGUACACAGGGACUGUCAGUUUGGCCUAUCUGAAGCUUCUCAGGUUAAAGCUUCUCAGGUGAAAACAUCUUCAUGGUUAACAAAAGCAAAAACCUGCUUCCUUUUCCCUCUUCUGUUGUAGGCAUUUUAAGCCUGCAGUGGGUGAGAGAUGAAUUGGGGUUUAAAAUGUCAGUUUAGUCCAGUUCAGUUACUGAAGGUGCUCUUCCAAGUAAGAAGAGAAUUUAUGCUGCAUAAGCCAAGAUUGUAAGAGAGGUUGAGAACUCUGGUCUGAACUUUAAAUGUUGCUGCUUUUGUCAUUAGUCCCCCAUGUUUGUUUGUUUUUUCUCUGUGCUUACAGGAAGUGAAACCACUGGGUAAAGUAGGCUGUGUUUCUAGGUUUUUUUAAAAUGAAACCAUUUUUCAGCAAUCUGUAAAAUGAUGUUUUCAUUAACAGUGAACGAACUAUUUAUAUUUUAAAAUAAUUUAUUGAAAACUUGGCAAAGUCAGUAUUUUUAAAACCUUCAAUUGUAAUCCUCUUUGGAGAGUGUUUUUAACUUGAUGGUAUUCCUUGUAGAACGUGUAUGUACUAGAACUUCAAUACUACUGAUUCUCGGUGAAUUUAUAGCUGUCUGAAAAUGUGAUUAGAGUGUAAUGAGCUGUAAACAGAAGCCAUUUGUAAAUUCCAUAUUCAUUAGCCUUAUACACCUCAUUUUAAUUAUUUUAUUUUAUGUAAAUAUAGAUAAAAAAUAGUAAAUCUAUGUAAAAAGUGUUUAAAAUACCCUAAGUAUAAUAUGUUAGAUGAAUCCACUACCUUUUUUUUUUUUUUUCAGUUACGAGGUUCAGUUUGUAUUAGCAAAAAUCCUAGCAGUUAAGUUAUUUUAUUUCUUUUUUUUUAUAACUUCUUACCAUCAGCAUAUGCUCUGGUUCUUAUGUAACUGUUGUUUACAAACAAAUGACAAGUCUCUGGAAAAGCAGGGUGUGUACUCUGAAAGGCAGUUUUUGCUCAAGAGAAAUGACACCACUGGCUACUUUAAACUAUUCAUGAUGCAGUUUAAAGAGUUACCUGAAGUUGAUCAGGUGAUUAUUCAAAUUAGUUUAUAGCCUAAGAACUUUUAACUGUUCAAAAACUUCAGUCUUUGGGCUCCUGACAUCUAAAAGAGAAAUAAGUGAUGCUCAGGCUUUGAAGGCUCCUUGUGUUGCUGUAGGUGAACAGUGAGUUGGUUUCUCUGCCCCAGUGGGUGUUUGUGCAUCCUCCCACUUACUGCAGGUUGCUGGGAGUCCAGAAACCCUCUGGGAAAAGUAAAUCCAUCAUUCCUGUUGGAGAAAUGAAGUGAAAGUAGCAUCUCAUUGGGUGCUUGUUUGGCAAAACCCCCUGGUAAACGGCCGUGUUUGUGGAGGUGAAGUUUGUGUCUCAGAUGGUGAUGGCAGCAAAUGUGGCCAUGGUGAGCACGAGGAAGCCUCUUGUGAAAUUGUAUUUAUGACUCUUUAAGGUUGAAAUGUCCAGUUCCCAGUGGGCCAUGGG
Corapipo altera (White-ruffed manakin) is the source of this 4557-nucleotide messenger RNA. It is a transcript of the gene DGKE, whose product is annotated as diacylglycerol kinase epsilon. The transcript is spliced from 11 exons. The record is from RefSeq and is a predicted model, not a curated record. Gene Ontology annotation, molecular function: ATP-dependent diacylglycerol kinase activity. The coding region runs from base 213 to 1859 and encodes 548 amino acids. Lineage: Eukaryota; Metazoa; Chordata; Aves; Passeriformes; Pipridae.